Molecule: messenger RNA, 3603 nt
Organism: Endocarpon pusillum Z07020
Lineage: Eukaryota; Fungi; Ascomycota; Eurotiomycetes; Verrucariales; Verrucariaceae
Exons: 7
Coding region: 1-3603 (1200 amino acids)
Biological process (GO): DNA-templated transcription; regulation of transcription by RNA polymerase II
Cellular component (GO): chromatin
Molecular function (GO): DNA-binding transcription factor activity, RNA polymerase II-specific; zinc ion binding; RNA polymerase II cis-regulatory region sequence-specific DNA binding
Source: RefSeq, a predicted model, not a curated record
AUGCGUGACGUAGAGGAAUACGCGAAAGAGAAAGACCUCAUACACACUUUAGACGACGUAAAGAAAGGAGCUCUAAUUGCACAGAAUCCUACCGGUUUUGAAAUGCUCGAAAAACUGAGCGAAGAUGAGAAAGAAACUCUCCGGGGAGAGACAAUGCAUCGGUGGCAUCAACCUUGGAUGAUUCGCGUUUGUGCUGUUUUGGCAGUUGUACAGGGCAUGCAUCAGACCUGCGUCAAUGGGGCUCAAUUGUACUACUUUGAAGACUUUGGACUCGAAGACGAACGGCUGCAAGGUCUCGUCAACGGCGCCCCUUACCUUUGUUGUGUCGCGAUCGGGUGCUGGACCUCCGCCCCGUUAAACAAGCACUUCGGCCGUCGUGACACAAUCUUUACAGCUGUAUCUGUCCGUCUUAUCCCUAAUGGGGUAGGCCCUCACCGGUUCCUGGUGGCAUCUGUUCAUCGCACGCUUCUUCAUGGGAUUUGCCAUUGGAGCAAAGUCUUCGACUACACCCGUUUACGGGGCAGAAUGACCAAUACCGCGUCAUUUUCAGAGCCCUUUUCCCGGUUAGGAGUCGUCGAGUCACCUGCCAAGGCUCUAGUACCCAUCGGGCUUGCAAGACGCAUCCUGAACGUGCCGCGUUCCCGUCCCCUGUCCCCUGCUGCCCUGCUGCCCUGCUGCCCUAUUGCCCUGCUCCCCUUGUCGCAUCUCGCUUUUCUCAUCUCCAACCCCGCGUCUUCCCCAACUGAAUCUCAACUCCAUCUCCAACUUCCUCCGCAGAGCUCUCCCCACACCAUUCUUAGAUACCUGAUCCGGCAUUCUGUGGGCGUGACCAUCAACUCCAGCGGGAACUGCAUUCCGCACAUCGCGAUCACCGUCAACCAUGGCGGACACAGCCAAGAGGCGCAAGACCUCCGCCUCCACCAAAACCAAGACACUCCCUUGCCCGUCAGCAGCCUUCUACAUUGCCAACGCCUCUUCGCUCGACUAGAACACCUGCAGCGUCACAUUCGUACGCACACAAAAGAAAAGCCAUUUGUAUGCGACAUCUGCUCCAAAACCUUUGCGCGGAGUGACCUCCUUGUGCGCCACGAGAGACUCGUACACCCUGGCGAUGAGACUGAAAGACGCUCGCACACGCAGCAUCAAACUGCCCCUCCUCCACCACCUCCGCCUCCGAUCCAUCAACAAUCCUCGCUGCCGGACUCCAUGGACAUUGGCCCACAGUCUUCAAACUCGAUGAUAUCCCCCCCAUCCACGCACGACAGUCGCCUGGUGGACAUGGUCGACCCGGAACUGACACGAUCACCACAGACGUCUCGAGGCCAGAUGGACACCAUGGUUUCGCAUACACAAGGAAUGUUCGAUACCCCUCAGCUCGACCCGUCCUGGGGCUAUGACCUUAAUCUUCUGUCUCACGCGGCAAGUCACGUCGCUCUAACCGGACAGACACAUCCUGAGGACACCUCCCACCAGCCUGAUCCUCCGCAUGACCCCGCAUUACAGCUCAUGCAAGCAGCUCAGGCAGCCCCGCAGUAUGACCCAAAAUUACUUGGAGAUACAUAUUCUCAAGCACCUCCAGUAUUUGAUGCCCCCGAUCUCGAAGACCCCAUGCAAGAUUUCAAUGUGUUUCUUGAUUCCGUUGGCCUCUCCUCGGACUGGCAUCAAGGAAUAUUCAACAGCAUCGAACCAAACGACUCGAUGGUCUCCCCUACAAUGCGGUUCAAUGAACAGCUUCAAGCGCCAAGACCAAAUAUGAACGGUGAUGCCAUGAGUGAUCAGAGAUCAACUGGUCAGCCAGAAGACUCGACCUCAUUUUCUCGCUUUGGCUCACGCCUUCCUUCCUUACAUCUAGAGUCCUCUCAAGACCACGAAUCACAUCUGAUGGACGACUAUUCGAACUCUAAAGUGCGACCCGUUUGGGAAGUACCUGAUGCAGACCGGGAGAUCUUCGUCAGCAAGCUCGAUGCGUUUGUAGACGUCUUACCCAAGGGAUUUAUUGCACCUUCAAAACAUUCUCUGGCGAGAUAUCUUGCCGGUUAUAUCAACGGCUUCCAUGAGCACCUACCAUUCAUGCACAUUCCCACAUUAUCAGUGGCCUCGUCUGCGCCGGAGCUGGUCUUGGCGCUUGCUGCUGUUGGUGCACAGUAUCGCUUUGAGAACAGGCGAGGCAUUGAGAUAUUUUAUGCCGCAAGGGCAGUGGUAAUGGAACAGAUACGGCGAAGAGAAGGCUGCUGGAUGCCUCAAGAUCCAUGGCCUCGAUCAGCCCCGCUAACGCAAUCUCCUGGUGGCGACUACCAGGGUCUGAGUCAAAGCGGCGGUCCAGCACAGUACAUGCCCGUAGGUGGGCCGCCCGCUCCUGACAGUAGCGCACGGCUAGAGCUGUUACGAGAAGCGCUUGCGUUUCAGAGCAUUUUGGCAAGACUUGUGCGGGAUGACGGUCUUACAAGUCCAGACACCUCGUCUUCUGACAGUCUGUCAUGGGAAGACUGGAUUCGUCUGGAGUGCGCGAAGCGGACGAAGUUUAUCGUCUACUGCUUCUUCAACCUCCAUUCCAUUGCUUGGAAUCUCCCACCGCUGAUUCUGAAUGCUGAGUUGAAGCUUCAUCUUCCCGGGCCCGCUGAUGAGUGGAAAGCAACAAACGCCAAUCAAUGGCGGCGACUACGUUCACAAAACCAAGCACCCCCAAUUGCAUUUCCUGAAGCUUUCUCCAAGCUCUUUUUGAAAGCACCCUCAACUACCGGAGCACAGAUCUCGCCAUUAGGCAAUUAUGUUUUAAUUCAUGCCCUCAUCCAGCAGAUUUUCUUUGCUCGACAACUAUCACUGUCCUGGCCGAACACGAUGGGCGCGAGCCUGAGGAAUGAGGACCUUGCCGUCCUAGAACAAGCACUCAGCACUUGGAAAGCUGGCUGGAAGCGAACACCGGAAUCAAGUCUCGAUCCGCAGAACCCCAACGGCCCCAUCGCCUUCACCUCCACGGCGCUCCUUGGCCUCGCUUACAUCCGUCUCCACGUCGACAUGGGUCCACUCCGCCACCUCGAAUCAAGAGAUUCAUUACAAAUAGCCAUAGCCCUUCGCGACUCACCCCGCCUGCAACGUAACCCACGUCUCAUAAUGGCCCUCCUACACUCCGCCCACGCCCUGUCCAUCCCCGUUCGCCUUGGCAUCGACUUCGUCUCGAGAACGCAAACCUUCUUCUGGAGUAUUCAACAUUCCCUCUGCAGCCUCGAAUGUGCCUUCCUCCUCAGCAAAUGGCUAGCCGUCGUACCCAGCAACAACCAAGCCCCCACAUCCUCUAACGAACCCAAACUCUCCGAGCAUGAGAAAAAGCUCCUCCUCUGGGUGAGAAGUAUGCUCGAUGAGACCGAGAUGGCUAUACCGGGCCACCAUCACCCCGGCAGUAGCAAUGCAGGACCCAAUAACGACCGGCUCCAGGAAUCCACGCAGGAGUUCCUCGAGGAUCAAAUGAAGAUCAAGCAGUUGAGCGUUGCGGUGGUGAGGGUCUGGGCAAAGACGUUCAAGGGCAAUACCAGCUGGGCCAUUGUGGAUCUAAUCGGGAGUGCGUUGGAGAUUUAUGCCGAUAUGCUGGAGAGGGAUGGCGUGUGA